AUGGUUGACAAACCAGUCAGCAAUAAGAGAAACGGGCAGAGUGCUCUGCGUGUAGUAAUUAAUGGCGAUCAAUUCGAUGCACUUGACCUUGAUGUCCUCUUUGAAAGUGACGGUCAAAUUAGCGUUGGAGUUGAGGAACUGAGAACUCGUGGUGUAGUCCAGGUAUCUGAACUUGAACUCGUGGUACGUUGGGGUGAACAUGAUCAUGUGACGACUAUGGCGGCGGAUCACGAGCCGUUUUUUCGACUCGUCCAGCUCGAGCAGUCGCGCGUUCACGCAGUAGCUGAUACUGAAGUUCUCGUUGCUGUAAUCCCGGUGCGCAAAGCUGUCUCUGAGGAACUUUGUGUCCUGAAUUUGGGAGUGGAUUUUGUGCCGCAAGUGGAGGUCCCCCACGCUAGGAGGCAGUGGGAACCCUUUCUUGGAGUACUCUGGGAUCUGGAACUUGAACCGCACCACGUACGAGCUGUUGGGCCGCAGAAUGCGGUCGAGGGGCAGGCCAGAGUCCGGGUCCUCGCACAAACAGCUUGCUUCGAAAUCCACCAUGUCCAAGAAGUUGUUGAUGAUCAUCUUGAAGUUGGUCUUGAUGGCCCAGAAGUACCCUUCGAAGCUGACAAAGAUGUUUUCAAAAGGGAUCGGAUUCGGGGUGAUGUUGUGCACCCGAACGGCUCCCUUGACGAUGUCGCCGCUGGUGUACGGCGAGUAAUGGACGUUGGAGUGGUCGUCCAGCUGGAUGUCAAUGAAAACAGCAUCCUGGGUCAUGUACUGGUGCUUGUCAAUGGUGUUCCAGAUGGAAUUCUGGGCAUCCGAAGCCAAUGA
This is a messenger RNA of Ogataea philodendri, 816 nucleotides long. RefSeq lists its product as uncharacterized. The record is from RefSeq and is a predicted model, not a curated record. The coding region runs from base 1 to 816 and encodes 271 amino acids. The transcript has 2 exons. Lineage: Eukaryota; Fungi; Ascomycota; Pichiomycetes; Pichiales; Pichiaceae.